Biomphalaria glabrata is the source of this 1158-nucleotide messenger RNA. RefSeq names its product bifunctional endo-1,4-beta-xylanase XylA-like. The record is from RefSeq and is a predicted model, not a curated record. The transcript has a single exon. Bases 1 to 1158 code for a protein of 385 amino acids. Lineage: Eukaryota; Metazoa; Mollusca; Gastropoda; Planorbidae.
AUGGAGGAGAUCAGUGGAACAAGGAACAAAGAUGGAGAUCAGUGGAACAAGGAAAAAAGAUGGAGGAGAUCAGUGGAACAAGGAAAAAUGAUGGAGGAGAUCAGUGGAACAAGGAACAAAGAUGGAGGAGAUCAGUGGAACAAGGAAAAAAGAUGGAGGAGAUCAGUGGAACAAGGAACAAAGAUGGAGGAGAUCAGUGGAACAAGGAACAAAGAUGGAGGAGAUCAGUGGAACAAUGAACAAAGAUGGAGGAGAUCAGUGGAACAAGGAACAAAGUUGGAGGAGAUCAGUGGAACAAGGAACAAAGAUGGAGGAGAUCAGUGGAACAAGGAAAAAAGAUGGAGGAGAUCAGUGGAACAAGGAACAAUGAUGGAGGAGAUCAGUGGAACAAGGAACAAAGAUGGAGGAGAUCAGUGGAACAAGGAAAAAAGAUGGAGGAGAUCAGUGGAACAAGGAACAAAGAUGGAGGAGAUCAGUGGAACAAGGAACAAAGAUGGAGGAGAUCAGUGGAACAAUGAACAAAGAUGGAGGAGAUCAGUGGAACAAGGAACAAAGUUGGAGGAGAUCAGUGGAACAAGGAACAAAGAUGGAGGAGAUCAGUGGAACAAGGAAAAAAAUGGUGGAGAUCAGUGGAACAAUGAACAAAGAUGGAGGAGAUCAGUGGAACAAGGAACAAAGAUGGAGGAGAUCAGUGGAACAAGGAACAAAGAUGGAGGAGAUCAGUGGAACAAUGAACAAAGAUGGAGGAGAUCAGUGGAACAAGGAACAAAGUUGGAGGAGAUCAGUGGAACAAGGAACAAAGAUGGAGGAGAUCAGUGGAACAAGGAAAAAAAUGGUGGAGAUCAGUGGAACAAUGAACAAAGAUGGAGGAGAUCAGUGGAACAAGGAACAAAGAUGGAGGAGAUCAGUGGAACAAGGAAAAAAAUGGAGGACAUCAGUGGAACAAGGAACAAUGAUGGAGGAGAUCAGUGGAACAAGGAACAAAGAUGGAGGAGAUCAGUGGAACGAGGAAAAAAGAUGGAGGAGAUCAGUAGAACAAGGAACAAAGGUGGAGGAGGUCAGUUAAACAAGGAUCAAAGAUGGUGGAGAUCAGUGGAACAAGGAACAAAGAUGGAAGAGAUCAGUGGAACAAUAAGCAAAGAUGGAGGAGAUCAGUAG